UGAGGCAAAUGUUCAGCGUGUAAAAAUGUUCUAUUUUUCAGUCUUCUCCUUCUCUAACUUAUCGUGACUCUCCCUCUCUUAGUGACUCAAUCUCAAUUCAGUUUCAUAUCAUUUGCUUCUCCCUCUCUCAAUUUGCGCCUCUUCCUCUCUCAACUCUUAGUCUCCAUUUUCAUUCCUUCUCCUCUUCACUUCCUCCAGAGAAUUGUUAAUUUCAGAAUUUUGAUUCUACUGUUGUAUAAGUUGAUCAAGUCCAAUGUAAUAACUUGAAGAGAAUGUAAGGAUUUCUUAGGAUUUUUACUUCAAGAGGCUCAAAUUUUGGUAAAUAGUGGCGGAACUGGGGUUGGGAAGGGGAGCCACCGCCAGAAUUAGUUUGCAGAAUUCCUAUUCAGGUUCAUUUCUUCUUUCCCUUUCUCUUUCAUCUGAGAACGUGAUCUCUAUUCUUCUCCCAACCAAAGCAAGCCACCUAACAUUACAUCCACCACCACACCACCGCUUGUGAGCCGCGACCACUCUCCUCCUUCUCCAUCCAUCACCGCUGCAUACUUCUCCAUCUUCUGUUUCGAUUCUUCAGUUUAGAGACAUCUCUCUCCACAACAAAACCCUAAUUGUUGUAACUUGCUCUAAGAAAUUUUUGGCUCCGCCACUGCAGUUGCACUGAACUUAUCUCACCGGAAAACGUUGCCGGAGUUUCCCGUCGGCGCCAGAAACAUUGAACAAGUCCUCCAGAUUUUGUAGAAAUGAAUUCUGCUCAAGUUACUGCAUUUCAGCUUGGAAUUUGUGUGAAAAAUUCUAAAUCAUGUGUUUUGCAAAAGAGUAUUGUAAACUCUUUCCCUCGGAUUCGGAGUAUUAGCAUAAGAGAUAAACCGUUAUUUGGGUUGAAAUCUUUGAAACCUCUUCGUGCUGGUGGAAAAGGAAUGUCAGAAAAUAGUGAUGAGAAUUCCCCAUGGCAAUCUAUUACAAAUGCAAUGGACAAAUUUAAGGGACAACCAAUAGAAGAAGUAUUACGGAAGCAAAUUCAAAAAGGUGAGUAUUUAGACAAUGGUGGAAGUGGAGUAAAGCCACCAGGAGGAGGAGGAGGAGAAGGUGGGAGUGGUGGUGGCAGUCCCAAUGGCCCUGGUGGAUCUGAUGAUGAAGAAAGCUAUGACACUCGCCAAACUAUUUUCGCAUCUGGUGCCUUACUAUCUCUGUAUAUCUAUCUCAUCAUGGGCAAGGAGCUUCUAAGGACAAUUUUUGACUUUUUAAGGUUUAUAGUUGGCUUAGGUAAGACUAGUCGAAUUAAGCGUAUCUUGGUAAGAUUGGGAAAAUUGUACAAGAGUACAAAACGGAGGAAAAUCACCGAUGAGCACUUUUUGGAGAAGGCCAUUUUGAAUACCCCAACAUGGUGGUAUGAUCCUCAGGAUUUUCGUACAGCAGUUAAGAAUUACUAUGCAUCAGAUGCGGAUGAAUAACUUUUACAGACUUUGUAGGAUCCUCUAUUGUCCUUCCUUUCAUUAGUUUUCUUACCUUGAGCUCAAUGAUGCUCUCUAGACAUUGUAUUGUAUCAUAAUGUUUUACAGUGUAUAAGUGUAUUGCCUUUCCUUGCAUUUGUUUUGCCCUCAGAUUGUUAUAUAGCAAGGGCAGUUGUAACUUCCAAGGUUAUUCUGUAUGAACUUGAUCUGCUUCUCUAUGAACAAUUUUAGUAUCAUUCUAGCCUCAAGUGGUUGGUCUAGUGGGGCAUGACAGAACAUGUAUUCGACAUUUUGUUAAUUUUAGUCCGUACUGGUUUCUUGGGGGUGAGGUUAAUGUAAUCUCUCUCGUAAGUAUUCAAUAAGUCCGGAGGUUUUUCCUUCUUUGAUGUAUCAAGUAAUUAGUAUCGUAGUAUCA
Medicago truncatula (barrel medic) is the source of this 1863-nucleotide messenger RNA. RefSeq lists its product as uncharacterized. The record is from RefSeq and is a predicted model, not a curated record. Gene Ontology annotation, cellular component: chloroplast. The transcript has 6 exons. The coding region runs from base 738 to 1448 and encodes 236 amino acids. Lineage: Eukaryota; Viridiplantae; Streptophyta; Magnoliopsida; Fabales; Fabaceae.